Molecule: messenger RNA, 2993 nt
Organism: Canis lupus familiaris (dog)
Lineage: Eukaryota; Metazoa; Chordata; Mammalia; Carnivora; Canidae
Gene: DRC5
Product: t-complex-associated-testis-expressed 1
Exons: 8
Coding region: 874-2379 (501 amino acids)
Biological process (GO): flagellated sperm motility
Cellular component (GO): sperm flagellum
Molecular function (GO): protein binding
Source: RefSeq, a predicted model, not a curated record
CCAGGGAUGUGAUGAGCAGGAAGGGGAGAGAGUUCUCCCCCAGCCUCUUCAACUUUCCCCUUCAGGCAGUGGGGAGAACCGUCUGGCUACAGUGGUUAGAUUUAACUGGAGACUUGAGAAGAAUAGAGAAGGUUUGAGACGUCCGAGAGGAGGGAAUGUGCUAGAGAUUCAGGCACUGAGUCCCAGGUCUAUGAGCAAUAUCAAGGGCCCAAUGUGAGCCAUGGAGCAGGAAAGUGCAGCUCUACAGAAUGUUCUUGGGUCCCUAGAGGCCUCAUGCUGAAGGAUUCAGGCGACGGUCCAGUUCUGUGGAAGGGCCUCAUGUCUGGCAGUGACUUAGGGGGUGAGGGAGUCUGGGCUGUUUAGGCCAGCAUCUAAAGGGUUACCCCAGGCUUCACACUGGUGACAGGAUGAGAAGCGCCCAUGAGCUGCAGAAAAUAGGAGGCCCGCUGGAAAAGUGCCAUGAACAACUGAAUCUGGACAGUUUAGGAAGCAAUCCCAACAGCUUAUUAUUUCUAUGCUUUUGUGCAUGGAAGUGACAGAGAGCUUUGAAUGGGUAUCAGCUGAAACUUUAGGUCUCCCACUUACUAGCUAUGUGAUGCUUAGCAAGCUACUUAUGCUUUCUAAGCUUGUUUCCCCAUUUGUGCAAUGGAGAUAAUAGUGUCAUAAUAGCAGGAAUAGUCCUCAAUUGAAGGAAGAUUGAAUGAACAUACCUAGGCUUCCAGGAAAAAUAAUGCCACCUGCUACCACCCUCAGCUGCAGACUGGUGAUGCCUGUGAAGUUCCCAUGGGCACCAAGAACCUGCCAGUCUGAGAGACUCCUCGUUGCAAGGCCAUCACCAAGGGGCUACCUGCCCCUAGGCUGCCAGUCCACAGCAUGCAGGAAACCCUAGUGACACCAACACUGUCAGUCCUCAGCCGAUCCUCAAUCACCAUGCAGGACAGGUCCUCCACCGCAGGCCAAGCUUCAAGCACAGGUCCCCAGCCCUCAAGACCCUCAGUCAUCCCACCCCCCAGCAAGUCCAAGGGCUGGAAAUCCGGGGCCAAUGUACGUCGGAUGCGCAGGAUCAUAGCUGAGGACCCUGAGUGGUCACUGGCCAUCGUGCCCCUCCUCACAGAGCUCUGCAUUCAGCACAUUGUUGAGAACUUCCAGAACAACCCUAUCCUGAAGCAGCUGCUUCCAGAGCACCAGCAGAAGGUCCUGAACCACUUGUCACCCGACCUGCCGCUGACCGUGACCGCCAACCUGAUCGACGACGAGAACUACUGGCGCCGUUGCUGCAUGCAGCGCUGGCCCGUGUGCCACGUGGCCAGGCACGGAGGCAGCUGGAAGCGCCUGUUCUUCGAGCGGCACCUGGAAAACCUGAUAAAGCACUUCAUCCCGAGCACCACAGACCCCGCGGUGAUCCUCGACCUGCUGCCAUUCUGCAGGAACUACGUGCGCAGGCUCCGCGUGGAUCAGUUCCUUCCGCCCGUGCAGCUCCCACUCCAGCCGUGGAACGGGGAGCUGUCCGACUCGGGCAGCGAGGCCGAGAUGGAGCAGCCCACCGGGGACCACUACCAACUGCGGGACCUGGUAGCUGGCCUGAGCCACCUGGAGGAGCUGGACCUGGUGUAUGGGGUCAAGGACUGCGGCAUGAACUUCGAGUGGAACCUCUUCCUCUUCACCUAUCAGGACUGCCACUCCCUGGCGGCCACCAUCAAGGCAUGCCACACCCUCAAGACCUUCAGGCUGACCCGAAGCAAGGUGGACGAUGACAAGGCACGCAUACUAAUUCGCAGCCUCCUGGAUCACCCAGCCCUUGAGGAGCUGGACCUAUCACACAACCUCAUCGGGGACCGGGGUGCACGUGCCGCGGCCAAGCUGCUAAGCCACAGCCACCUCCGUGUGCUCACCCUGGCCAACAACCAGGUGCGUGCGCCUGGUGCCCAGUCACUGGCUCACGCCCUAGCACACAACACCAACCUCAUUUCCCUCAACCUGCGCCUCAACUGCAUCGAAGAUGAGGGUGGCCAGGCACUUGCCCAUGCCUUACAGACCAACAAGUGCCUCACAACCCUGCACCUCGGGGGCAAUGAACUCUCUGAGCCCACCGCCACCCUCCUCUCCCAGGUGCUCACUGUCAACACCACGCUCACCAGCAUCAACCUGUCCUGCAAUCACAUCGGGCUGGACGGCGGGAAGCAGCUCCUGGAAGGCAUGUCAGACAACAAGACCCUCCUGGAGUUUGACUUGCGCCUGUCAGAUGUAGCCCAGGAGAGCGAGUACCUCAUUGGCCAGGCCCUCUGUGCCAACCGGGAAGCCGCCCGCCAGCGGGCCUUGAAUCCCAGCCACUUCAUGUCACCAAUCACUGCCAAGGGCCCUGAGAACCCUGUAGGAUAAGAAUGUUACAUGGGUCUAGAGGGAGGAGACAGAGACCAUGGAUAUCCUUGCGCCAGGCCCAGCCCACCCCACAAGCCCUUGUUCCCAGCACAAAAGGAGCCUUCCGGGUGCCCUCCAUGAGUCCCUGUCCUUCUGCGGCUGCCCACAGGAGCCACAUCAGCCCACGGGGCCACAAGAGGACCUGAUAGAUCCAGGCUGAGCCUUGUCCUCCAUCCUCCUCCCACUGAGAGACCCAGAGCCUCCAGAACUGUGGUCUUUCCAAAGGAUGGGUCAUGGGGCUGCAGCCACAGCCUGGGGGUGCCUGUUUUCAGGGACUCCUUCCAACAAGCAGCGCAGAGCAGAGCACCAAAGGGGGCUUGGGAGUGACUGCACUUGUGUGCCUGUCUGGGCAACCUGAAGUCUGUCUUGUGCCUGACACCCUCUGACAGUUCUGGAGUGCAAACGUGUAGAUGUGAGGGUGUGUGUGAGUGUGUGUACAUAGCCACAGCUGCUAGCAGAGGUUCUAAUUAGAGAAACAAGAACAUUCAGUGUAAAGUUUAAUUUUAGAGAUUAAUUAAUUUUCUGGUUUUCGUUUUCCCUGGCAAUCAAUAAAGCUACCAAGAAAAUAGACCAAA